Messenger RNA from Cuscuta campestris, 1900 nucleotides. The record is from the annotation of a GenBank genome assembly. Lineage: Eukaryota; Viridiplantae; Streptophyta; Magnoliopsida; Solanales; Convolvulaceae.
CAGAGAAAGGUAUAAAUUUCCUACUCACUAUAAGUUUUAGUACGUGAUUCUGGGCAAGAUAAUCAUGUUAGGAUGUUAAAAUUUUUAUUUUCGCUGCCUAUCCUUGCAUGGUUACCUUUCAAUGUUUAUUUGAUUAUAAUACGGCCUGCGUGUCGUGCCUUAUCUCAUAAACUCUUGUUGUAAAUAUAUUUCUCUCUCUUACCUCAACCGAGGAUUCUUUUCUUACGUGGUGGUUAGAAGACGAAAAGAUUUGAAGACCGUUUGAAGAAAUCUAAAAGAAUGGAGAUAGCCCAAAGUCUAAGUGACCGGAAGCCAUGGGAGCUAUCGUUUUAUUUUUCUUUUAGGGGCCACAAUCAUUACACGUUUAUUUACUGCGUUUUGUGAAUGCAUGUUGAAUGUAUGUUGAACGCUAGUAAUGGACAUGUGCGCGGCCAUGUCGAUAGGUGAGAUCGAAAUUAUAAAUCCCUCACGAAUAUUAAGUCUCAUGCCUUCUGACGCCCGGCACCUAUCCGGCUAAUGUACACUGUCAUGUACUCAGCCUCAGCAGAGCAUAGUACGGUGUAUGUUAAGCUGGUUACGGGAACCGCCAUAGCGUGGUUGCUGUCGCACGUUGGGUUAGACUUAACUGAGUCUCGGUCAAAUGGAUGGACGACUCAGAGGCAGUAAGUUUGGGUCAUCAAUGACAAGUCGGAUGAUUUUACUCACUCAUCCAGCCAGGAGUUGGAUCUUUAUGAUUUAAUUGGAACUCUAUUCCUAACCAAAGUAGUCUGCUUGUAAGACUUGCCUCAGCCAAUUACAAGUACGGCGAAAAGGUGUCCUGGUCCGGUUGUAGUAAUAUUGUUCGCCCAACACCAGACAAAGAGCUGAGAGCCCCGCUCAUCAGUUGGAACUAUGUUCCUACCUAAAUAGUUUUCUUGUAGAGUAACGCCCAAGCGGAACGCAAGAUAAUGAAAUAUGGAUCUUGGCCCACUAGAGGUUUCACCGGAAAUCUCCGAAUCAAUAUCGAGGGUUAUUGAUUUGUUAAAAAUAGUGGGAGAUAAUUAAUUAAAGGCCUAAUUAAUUAUUAAACAUGAUAGAUAACCUAGUUUGCAAAAUUUUCUGUAGAUGGCAAACAACAACAACCCUUUCAACUUGCGUUACAUCCUGGAAAAUAACAAGUUAUCCGGGACCAACUUUCUUGACUGGGAGAUGAACCUCCGAAUCGUUCUUAACUGUGAGAGGAAACUCUACAUCCUCGAAACGAAUCCUCCCAAGACCCCUGAUGCUAAUGCUCGUGCGUCCGAACUCACUUCCUUCAAGAAGUAUGAGGACGACGCACGAGAUGUAAAGUGUAUCAUUAUGGCCAGUAUGACCGCGGAGCUCCAAAGGCUCCACGCGGACAUGGAAGUGCGUCCUAUGAUACAAUGCUUAAGAGACCUUUACCAGGGUCAACCCCAAAACUCAGGUAUUUACGUUAUCGAAGUCAAUAUGUCUGAUAUCACCUCUUGGGUGAUGGAUACUGGAUGUGGUUCUCACAUCUGUACUUCUAUGCAGAACUUGCAUGAAUGUAGACAAUUGACGGAGGGAGAGAUACAACUAAAAGUCGGCAAUGGCGCACUCGUCUAUGCAUUGGCCGUCGGAACCUAUAGUUUAUCUCUACCUAGUGGUCUAAUAUUGCAUUUGAAUAAUUGUCUGUUUGUACCUAGUAUGAGCAGAAACAUCAUUUCUCACGGCACUUUGAAAUAAAAAGAGGGUGAAGAUUAUCAUUUUGAUUGUGUGUGUCAUUCGGCCAUAUUUUUUAGAGAGAAGAAAUGUUAUUUUAAGUGUUCCAUUAAUAUCAUUUUGUGUAUAGAAAAUAUCUAUAAUAUUUUCUAAAUAUUAUUAGAAAUAUUUUCUAUAGAAAUAUACAAGAUUAUUAUUA